Molecule: messenger RNA, 3891 nt
Organism: Lasiosphaeria miniovina
Lineage: Eukaryota; Fungi; Ascomycota; Sordariomycetes; Sordariales; Lasiosphaeriaceae
Exons: 1
Coding region: 1-3891 (1296 amino acids)
Molecular function (GO): protein binding
Source: RefSeq, a predicted model, not a curated record
AUGCUGGAGCCGAUUGGGCCCGCCCUCUCCGCUGGGCCGGGGCGGCCCCUGUCGCCGUCACGGUCCACAGCGUCAGCAGCACCACGGCCAGCAGCAAGUAUCCGCCGGCCCGCUGCAUGGGUGGUGGCGGCGGCGGCCCUGGCGCUCGCAGGACUGACACGAGCGGCGGCUCCGGCCGUGGCGCUGCCGUACGUGCCGACGUCGGUACUCUUCUCCGAAUCGGCCGGCGACGUGGCCUACGUCUUCAACCCCAACGGCACGGCGGUCGACCUGCUGGCGCUUAACGUCUCGAACACGCUGGGUGCCGGCUCGGCGGGCGCCCCCAAAACGCUGUCGUCGGGCCUGCCCUUCCUCCCUGCCGGCCGCCACACAGCCUUCACGCCGUCGCUGCUCGACAACGGCACCCUCGCCGUACUCGCGGGCGACUGCGCUGACGCCACCAAUGCCUCGCUGUGGACCUUCGCGCCGCCCGCCGGCCCCUGGACCCAGCACGCCCUCGCGCCCAGCAGCGAUUGGGACUACGGCCAGGGCGGGCCCUACUUCCUCGGCGGCAGCCUCAGCUUCUCGGCCCAGCUGGCCCCCGUCAUGUCGGAGCCCGUGCUGUACGUCUACGGCGGCAUGUGUCCGUCCGCCAACACCACCUCCACCACCGCGGCAUCGUGGCAGUCGUCGGCUGUCUACUCCAACCGCAUGCUGCGCGUGUCACCUCCGUCUCCGUCGUCGUCGUCGUCGUCGUCGUCGUCGUCGUCGUCGUCGUCGUCGUCGUUGGCUUCACAGCCAGCCCCCUUCACUGUCGACUACGCGCCCAGCGCAGGGCCGCCCAUCGCCGAGGCCGGCUUCUCGUGGACCGCGCUCGCACCAUCACUCUCAAACCGCUCCGGCAUCGUCACGCAGCAGACCAGCCACGUGCUGCUGGGCGGCCACACGCAGCAGGCGUUCAUCAACAUGAGCACGGCCGCACUGUGGAGCCUGCCCGAGGAGUCGUGGACGUUUGUGUCUAUCAAAGCCCCUCCCUCUUCUUCCAACAAGCCCGACCUCCUCCUGGCCAGCCGCCAACAAGAUGCUGUUGCGUCCAUCGACAGCCGCUCCGGCCACACGGCCGUGCUCAGCGCCGACGGCACCGCGCUAGUCGUCUUGGGGGGCUGGGUCGGCGACGUCUCGCAGCCCGCCGCCCCGCAGCUCGCCGUCGUGGACAUCGGCGCCAGCUUUGACGACUGGCAGUGGCACGUCCCGCCGCAAGAGGCCCAGCCCAAAGGCCCGGGAAUCUACGGCCACGGCGCCGCGCUGCUGCCGGGAAACGUCAUGGUGGUCUAUGGCGGGUUUGAUAUUGCGCCGCAGGCUGGGUCGGAGUCGGAGUCUGGGUCUGGUGGGAGCAGGAGGCGCCAGGCAGCGGAGAGCGGUGGUGGUGGUGGCGUGCGCAUGUUUCUGAACAUCACCUCGCUGACCUGGCUCGACAACUACACGAACCCGUCCUCCGUUGGCACGAAAAGCGGCGGCGGCAGCGGCGGUGGUAGUAGUCAUGGCGGUGGUGGUGGCGAUGGUGGCGGUUCCUCGUCAGGAGGCGACGGCGCACCAGCAGACUCUUCCUCUGGACCGUCCAAGCGGCUGCAGAUCGGGCUGGGCGUGGGCCUCGGCGUAGGGCUCGCGGUGCUGCUGGCGCUGGUCGCUGGCGGCGUGUGCAUGCGGCGGCGGCAGACGCGGCGGCGGGCGCAGCGCGACGCAGCCCUGCGCGGGCUGUCGCAGGGCGUCAACGGGUCGCUGCCGCGGCAGCACCGCCCUAGCGGAGAGUUUGGCGACGACGAUGACGACGACGGUGACGGCGAGAUGCUCGAGCGCGGCGGUAUGCUGGGCCCGUGGAACGCCGCCUCGGCGCGUGACUGGUAUACCGGCGGCCUAGACCCGUAUGAUGCCGGCACGGGGCGCCGGUCGCUGGGCUACGAGACGCUGCGCGGCGGCACCAAGUCCAGCCCGUCGCUGUAUCUGCCAGCGAGUGUUGGUAAUGGCGGCGGCAAUGGGCCGUCGGUGCGGUCGCGCGCUGCGGCGCGCGGGCUGCACCAGCCGCCGCCUCCCGAGCCGCGGUCGGCGGCCGUCGGCUACGACUUCACGCCCCUGCGUUCGUCUAACCGCAACUUUGAGCCCAUCUAUGAAGAGGCCAACGAGGACGGCUUGGACGACGAGGGCGACCUGGGCGCCGGCGCCGGCCGCGAUCCGCUGCUGCUGCACGGCGAGGGGAGUGGCAGCAAUAACAACAACAGCAACAACAAUGACGACCCGUUCCUGACACCAACGGAAUCGGGCGCGCCCGGCCUCGGCGGCGGCUUCUUUGCCCUGCCCGCCAGCGAUGGCAGCCGCACGCCCAGCCCCGAGGCGCGCCACCUCCAUCACUCGGCAAAACCGCGCCAGGGCCAGGAUCCCGAGGUGCAGGGCUGGGUGUCGGACGUCGACGCCGCGGACGCCGUGCUUACCGCUAAGAUCAGCCGGCACGGGUCCACGACCACGACGCCGCCCGCGCGCGGCCAGGGGCAGGGGUCGCCCCCAGGUAACGGUGGUGGUGGCGGCGGGCGGACGUCGCCGAGCCGCCGGCCAUCGACGUCAGCGCGGUCCUCGCGCUCAGCGAAGGCGCUCGCAGGGGCAGACGACGACGCGGCGGCGCGCACCGAGAGUAACCUGUCGGAGCGCAGCGCGUUCAGCUUUGCACCGCAGCAGCAAUACCCCAGCACAGGAGCAGCAGCAGGGGGCGAUGGCCGGCUGGGCAGCAGCAGCGGCAGCUCGGCGCACACGUUCAGCACGGCCAAGUCCAACUUUGCCACGCUGCAGGCCGAGGGCCCGGGACUCCUACUCCUACCGUCUACCACGCAGCCACAACAGCAACAACACAAAGCGGCGGCAGCGGCAGUAGCAAGCAUCAGCCCGUCGCCCGACGAGGACUACGACUACGAAUAUCUCGAAGACGCGAACCAGCAGCAGGAGCCGCAGGCGCCCGGCAGCCCGAGCAAGUCCAAGCCGCGGCGGUCGUGGUUCGGCAGCCUGCGGCGCGUGUUCAGCGGCGGCACUGCCACCAACAGCAGCGCGGGCAGCGGGUCGCCGCCAGCGUCGAGCCGCGGCGGCAGCCCGACGCUGCUGGGCGGUGGCGGUGGCGGAGGGUCAUCCGACUACGAGGCACACCACCGGCUGCUGGGGCUGGGCGGUGGCGGCGGGGUGCUGCUGCGGCGCAAGCAGGGGCGCGAGGCGUGGGACGCGUCGUCUCCGUCUGCUGGCGGUGUGUCUGCGUCUCUGUCUCCGGGGCCAGCCGGCGAGCGGGUCGGCGACGACGAGUGGGACAUUGAGCGAGCCGUCGAGCAGCGGCUGGUGCAGGUCAUGUUCACGGUGCCCAAGGAGCGGCUGCGCGUGGUCAACGCCGACGACGGUGACGCGGGUGUCGAUGAGGAGAUGGAGGCCGUCGUCGUGAGUCCUGGCGACGACGACUACGAUGACGAUGACGAUGAGGAGGAGGACUACUACCGGCAGAGAUAUGAUGAUGAUGGCGGCGGAGACGAAGGGGGUCUGACGCCGCCGCCGCUGCAGGUCUGGCCACGGCAAGUCGACCCGCAGGACACAGAGACUGGCGCGGAGGCAGGCAAGGGCAAGGAGCGAGACGAGCCACAGGGCACCACCGCCGCCGCCGCAGAAGCAGAAGCAAAAGCAGCAGGCGGCGGCAUGGCGCUGUCGCCGGACUCGGGGUCGCUGCGCACGGCGUCCAUCACCACGACGGCUACAGCGGCCACGCUCAACACGGCCGAGGCCGUUAAGCUGCAGAGGCCCUCCGCGCGCACCCGCGUGCUCGAGAUGGUCGAGAGCAUCGAGUCCCGCAGCACCGACAGCAGCCCCUGCCCGAGCCCGACGAGGGCGUGA